Guillardia theta CCMP2712 is the source of this 1344-nucleotide messenger RNA. RefSeq lists its product as hypothetical. The record is from RefSeq and is a predicted model, not a curated record. The transcript is spliced from 5 exons. NCBI's taxonomy places the organism in Eukaryota, Cryptophyceae, Pyrenomonadales, Geminigeraceae. The coding region runs from base 1 to 1344 and encodes 447 amino acids.
AUGCCGUUAACAUGGAGCACAGAUAUCCCGCAUGUGUCGUUAGACUCCGUCAGGAGGUUCAUCUUGUUGCGGAGCUGCUACCGGUUGGGCCCGCCUUACACCAUCACCCUCUGCAACGAGAGGUUCGAGACCUUCGCACUCUCGAAGAUCGCCGAGUUGAAAGAAAAACUCGAUGCCACAACCACCAAAGAGAAGAAGAUCAGCAUCUCCUCGACCAUCAAGAAGCUCGAAGUCGCGCUCGAGAAGGCGAAGGCCGCGGACAAGGUCUUCGUCCCCUCUGAAGAAGCAAUCGAGUGUCUUCACAGCAUGGCGGUCCAGGCGGUGCAUUGGUACCCGUACUAUGUUCGCCAGACCCACUACCGACAUGCACCCGUGUUCAACAAGCACGGGUUCACCUUUGUGGCCGACGUCUACUAUGACUGGGAUUCUGACAAAUUUUUCCACUACAUCCGCAAGUACAACACAGACGAUGAUUACCUAUUCCUCUCCUACACCGAAAGGACCGACCAGGACUCCGGAGGUCGCGUGGCUCAUGGAAAGCAUCUCGGAGAAGUAGGCUCAAUGAGCGUAAACCACCUGCCGUCUGGAUCUCACCCCGAAGAAGCCAUCGAUUACGAUGGAGUCCAGGUGGUGUUCCACUCGGCUUCUAUUCCCAACAACGACUGCCAUUCCGAUGAAACGCCGACACCGUCCAAAGGAGAGAUCGAGCAGGAGACCAUGGACCUCCUCCACGAGUCCCUCGAGCAGCUCGCCGAGUGGGGCGAGCUCGCAGACCGCGACGACGGCGUCCUCCGCUUCCCCCCCAGCGUCCUCCGCGCCGCGGGGAUCCAGGACGACGGGCUGUGGGACGAGGCAUACUAUGACGAGGACAUCCAGUAUGAGUUCAAUAAUUAUUUCGAGGAGGGGACCGGGGAUGGUUUGGCAGAGGACGGGGAUGGCAUGGCAGAGAACCGAGAUGCAUUCAUCCCUGAGAUUGAGUUGAGCGAAAAGGAAGACGAUCCCAAAGAGACAGAAUACCUUACAAUUCGAUCUGAGAUUACGUCGAAAAUGGUAUUGUUGAAACACGUUGCCAAUGUCAUGCUCUGGAUUGCAUUAGUUUUAUUCGACAACAAAACUCCUGAAACUUAUAAGCGGAAUAUCACAGGAUGCCGCUGCACCCACGGUCACUUCGGCAGGAAUGGGCAGGCCUGCUCUCCCUGUCCUGUCGGAACCUACAAAGACUUAGGCUCAAUCGAGAGCUGCGGGCCCCGCGCGUGCAACUUGCAGACUGCGAUUCAACAUGAUGAUGUCGUUGUUGCGGCAACUUGGCUUGUUUUAUUGAAGUACCUUGAAAACAUCACCUAG